Molecule: messenger RNA, 2613 nt
Organism: Galdieria sulphuraria
Lineage: Eukaryota; Rhodophyta; Bangiophyceae; Galdieriales; Galdieriaceae
Product: alpha-glucosidase
Exons: 8
Coding region: 8-2485 (825 amino acids)
Biological process (GO): carbohydrate metabolic process
Molecular function (GO): carbohydrate binding; hydrolase activity, hydrolyzing O-glycosyl compounds
Source: RefSeq, a predicted model, not a curated record
GAAUAUAAUGUCCUCCGAGAGUUGGAAGCAUCGUAUACCGUUGCAAGUGGAAGCUUCCUCUGAAAUUGUUCCAAGUUUUCACUUGAGCAACCAACUUAAAAUAGUGGGAAGGUAUAAAGAAAAGUUCUCCGUACAAUUUUUAGAGGAAGACAUUGUAAGGGUGACUUUUCUGCCACAAGGGAAACCUUUGUUGGAUAGAACUUGGAUUAGAUGUGAUGAAAAUAACGAUGUUCCUCUGCAAGGUAUUGGCAGAGAUGACCUUUCAAGGUUUGCUUGUCCUCAAGUGACAGUGGAAAGAGAUCUAGACAGUUCCAUGCUGACUUUGAAAGGAACUAAAUUACAAAUCAAAGUUCAAAUACAUAACACGGUGGCACUAUACUGGCAAGAUAGUGAUGGAAGAGCAUUUCUAGAGGAUCGUCCUAUGGAAGCUUACGUGAGCGGAAAAGAGCAAACCGAGACUUAUCACUAUCUAGCUCGUAAACAUUCGGAGCAUUAUUAUGGGUUUGGUGAAACAAGUGGAGAACUAGACAAAUACGGAAGCAGAAUACGUAUGGAUCCUAGAGAUGCGUUGGGAUAUGAUGCAGAAACCAGCGACCCACUCUAUAAGCAUCAUCCAUUCUAUAUUACAUGGAAUAGUGCAUUAGCUGUUGGUUGUGGAAUUUUGUACGAUACAAUGUUGCCUUGUACUUUUGAUAUGGGCAAGGAAAUUCAAGCAAUUUAUGGCUCCUAUCGAUAUUUUAGUGUAAAUGGUGGAGAUAUCGAUUACUAUGUUAUUUAUGGUCCCUCUAUAGUAGAAAUAAUGGAGAAGCUCGCCAAGUUAACCGGCUUUCCUCCCAGAAUUCCAAGAUGGGCUUUGUACUAUUUAGGUAGUGGGAUGUUUUACACAGAAAGUAAUGAUGCAGAGCAACAGUUGAAAGAUUUUGUUUCAAAUUGUCGACGAUAUGAUAUUGUCUGCACUGGUUUUCAUUUAUCUUCAGGAUAUUCUACAGACUCUAUGAAACGAAGACAAAUGUUUUAUUGGAACAAAGACAAGAUACCGAACGUUCCAGAUUUGGUUCAUUUUUUUCAACGUAAUGGCAUGCACUUAAUUGCGAAUGUGAAGCCAUGGCUUCUUUGUUCCAAUCCUCAUUAUGGAGUUGCUAAGAACUUGCAACUCUUUGUAUAUCAUCUAAAUGAAAAAGGAGUAAAGGAACCUUGUCUGUUUCCAUUGUGGUCAUCGGAAGCAAGUAUCAGCGAAUUCGGUUCCUAUUUAGACUUUACCAAUGAAGCGACUAUGGAAUGGUGGAUUCACAUGUUAGGAGAAAACUAUUUAGCCUUUGGUAUCGAUGGCAUAUGGAAUGAUAAUAAUGAAUGGGAUGUUUGUGAUUGGAAUAGUUGCAUAGAUUUGGGAUAUUCUUUGAAACAGAUAGGUCGACCCAUUCAGUCGCUUUGGAUGGCUAAAGCCUCAAGAAAUGCUCUUUUGCGAUAUAAUCCCUCUUAUCGGCCAUUUGUAGUUUCUCGUUCCACUUGUUUGGGUAUGCAACGUUACAUUUCUCAGUCGUGGUCUGGAGAUAACCAUACCAGUUGGAAGACAUUACAGUAUAAUAUUCCCAUGAGUUUAGGAAUGAGUUUGAGUGGUUUUCCUUUCGUUGGUCAUGAUACGGGAGGAUUUUAUGGCCCUAAAGUUGAUCCUGAACUAUUUAUUAGAUGGAUUCAAUUGAAUAUUUUUAUGCCUCGUUUUGUUAUUCAUUCUGGAUGGAAUUCAGUGGAUGAACACAGUUGGAAAGUCAAUGAGCCUUGGAUGUAUCCAACUAUGCUUGAUAGAGUUAGGCAUGCCUUAUCCUUUCGGCAACAGUUGAUACCCUACUUGUACAAUUUGCAUAUUCUUGCUAGUGAAACUGGUCAUCCGGUGGUUCGUCCAUUGGUUUAUCAUUUCCCAAGCGAUAAGACUUGUGCAACUGAGUCAUUUUCAUUUUUAUUGGGAAGUUGGUUACUAGUUCAUCCCAUCACUCGACCAAAUGAAAGGACCACUUUUGUAUAUCUUCCAGAGAGCUGUCAUUGGUAUGAUUAUUAUAAAAAGCUGUGGUUUCAAGGUGGACAAACUAUUCAAGUUCAACUAGUAGAACAAGGAGUCCCUCUAUUCGUUCGUUCAGGUGCCAUAAUAUAUCAGAACAGACAACCAGGUAUUUUAGAUCGAGAGGAAACUCUUUUGAGUCGAUUAGUUGUUUGCUAUCCCGAUCCUUGGCUUGAAUAUUCCGUCACUGAAGAAAUAUUUGUGGAAGAUGAUGGUCCUUACUCUGAAGAAAAUGAAUUGCGUUUAAAAGCUUUUCUUUACUCAACGAAAAGUGCUGUUCAACUGUCUCUUUCUUGGUUAGGAAGUUAUCCUUGUGAUUUAUCUUGGCUAUUGCUAGAAGUUGAAGUAGUCGAAUCUCAACGGCCAGUUUCUAUCGUAUUAAGUGAAGAGCUCUUACCUUGGUCACAUCAUAUUCGACAAGUAUAUUCAUGAAAAGUCUAAAGGUAAAAUAUUGUUUUCUCUCCUGUUUGUAGUUUUAUUGUAACUACACAAUUCCUUUUUCUAUCUAUGCAUAUUGGAAUUAAAUUCCUUUGCCAUUCGUUCUUAUUUUCACAUCAUCU